This is a messenger RNA of Pangasianodon hypophthalmus (striped catfish), 9427 nucleotides long. It is a transcript of the gene mxra5a, whose product is annotated as matrix-remodelling associated 5a. The record is from RefSeq and is a predicted model, not a curated record. Lineage: Eukaryota; Metazoa; Chordata; Actinopteri; Siluriformes; Pangasiidae. Gene Ontology annotation, molecular function: protein binding. Gene Ontology annotation, cellular component: extracellular region. The transcript has 7 exons. The coding region runs from base 736 to 8385 and encodes 2549 amino acids.
CAGCCUUCCAAUCACCAGCACAGAACCUCUUCCAGUGAGCUCCCUGUACCCCAAAGCUGCCUGCUGAUCGUAUGUUUCCAUUACCCAGCUCCAGUGCAAAACUAAAGAAGAAUUUUGACACCAAACACAUCUUGGCUGAUUGGCUGCACUGAGCUUAAGUGGAAAAUGUGAGUCAAUUUCCUGAUUUGUUUCUUAGUGCACCGAAGCAUCUUUUCCUCCCUGGAUCAGUGUUUGAGGAAAGUCACUCAGUUGUCCAGCCCUCAGUGGAAGUGUUUGGGAAGGAAGGAGCGUGAAGAGCGCGCGCUCAGCCACUCCUCCUCAUCCCUAAAGCACACUCAUCUGCCAGAAAAAAAACCCUCUCAAAAGUUCUCUAAACUAAACGCAGAAGCAGCUGCAGAGCAACAGACAGACUAUAUGGAAUUCCCAGGCUGAAAGGAACAUAUUUAUUUUUAUUUAUAGCUUUUUGGUUGUCUUUAUGGCUAUUGCAUUGGAGUGACAGUGGAUACAGAGAAAUUGUGGGGUAUUCUGUGAAAAGUUUCCAUGAAUGAAAACGUUCUGGAUUUGUUGUUUCUUCACCAUUGCUUCAGUGUUGCAGUCCACGUUGACACUCGAAAAGAAACUUUUCAGGAGAAGAAUGAAUGAAAGUCAUGUUGAAAUUUAGUAGAAAAACGACUUUAAUAACACAGAGCAUAUAAGUGGUUUUGUAAAAGUUUGGCUGCAGCUGUGAAGCUGAAGAUGGGCCGCUGUGUUGUGCGCGUGCUGACUCUCUUUACGCUGGCGGCGCUGGCGAGAAGCGCGCGAGGCUGUCCGCGUCCGUGCGCGUGCCCGCAGCCCGGAGAGGUUCACUGCACGUUUCGCUCUCUGCUCACGGUGCCUGCUGGCGUGUCCCGACAAGUGGAGCGCAUGAACCUAGGGUUCAACACAAUAAACCGAAUAACAGACAGAUCUUUUGCUGGUAUGCGAAAGCUAGAACUCCUUAUGAUGCAUGGGAAUAAUAUUCAUAACAUUCCUGAUGGAGCAUUUCAUGAUCUAAUAUCUCUUCAGAUGAUGAAGAUGAGCUACAACAAGCUGAAGAUCAUUAGUAGACGCACAUUUCAAGGUCUCUGGAAUUUAGCAAGGCUGCACCUGGACCAUAACCAUCUGGAGUUCAUACACCCGGAUGCAUUCCAAGGCCUCACCUCUCUCCGCCUGCUUCAGUUGGAAGGCAACCGUCUGCAGCAGCUCCAUCCAGCCACCUUUGCAACUUUCUCUGUACUCAGCUACUUCCCCAUGUCCACUCUGAAGCACCUGUACCUGUCCGAGAAUGGGCUUACAACACUAUCACAAAAGAUGUUAGCUACUAUGCCUCAACUGGAGAACUUGUUCUUGCAUGAGAACCCCUGGACCUGUGACUGUAGGAUAAAAUGGUUCAAAGAGUGGAGCUCAAGUGCACCAGCAGAUGUACUCAAAUGCAAGAAAGAUAGAGCUUUCCCUGGAGGACAGUUGUGCCCUGUGUGUUUCUCUCCUAGACAACUAAAGAAAAAAGAUCUUCGGGAGCUAGACAACCCAAAAUGCACUAGUCCUGUCAUUAGUGCCCCUCACAGGACCUCUACCCUGGACACAGAGAGUGAACUCAUGACAUUAGAUGACUUCAGUCAACCUCUUGGGAAUGUUUCACUUGGCUUGACAGACGAACAUGGAAACCAAGUAGAUCUGAAUUGUCAUGUCAAUGAACCGACCAAGUCGACCAGAAUGAACUGGAACCAUGUUAACUCAUUUCAGAUUAACACAAAUGUCACUGUGACAUUAGAUCUAGAAUGCCCAAUUGACAGGGGCACUUAUGAAAAGCUAUGGAGACUUGUUGCGUAUUAUAGUGAUGUACCUGCUCACCUGAAAAGGGAGAUUAUGUUGAGCAAAGACCCUCAUAUUAGCUACAGGUAUCGGCAGGAUGCAGAAAUGGAUGCUGUUUACUUCACUGGCAUGAAAGCCAAUAUGGUGGCAGAACCUGCAUGGAUAAUGCAGUCAGCAGUGAACUUACAGUUAAAUAGACCUCAGUCCACAAGUAAAAGGGUUAGACUAACUCUCAGCACCCAUCUAACACAGUUGGUAGAGGCAGAGGAAGAGAGGCAACAGAGGAGACAGUGGGUUUUGAUAGAGUCCAGAAACAGCACCAAAAUAUCUCAGGUUGUUGUGGUGGGCAACCCAAUUCAGAUGCACUGCAAUGUGCACAGCUCAGGGAACCCAUCAAUAAAGUGGAUGCUGCCCAAUGGGUCUAAAGUUGAGGCCCCAUAUCAAAGCAGCGAUAACAGGAUCACAGUGUCUCCAUCUGGUUUGUUGGCUAUAACAGCUGUGGAUCACUCGGACUCAGGUGUUUAUUACUGUAUAGCAAUAGUGGUAGGUGAUGUAAGUAUUCUUCCCUUUCGUCUGACAGUGGAGGACUCUUCUACUCCAGCUCCUGGAAGUGAGGGUAUGGCUGAACCUAUGGCAGGAGUCGCUGGCAGGCCUGUUUCUCUUCCCUGUGUAGCCCUGGGUUCUCCUGAUCCAGAUAUAAAUUGGAUCCUGCCAGACAACACUAUUAUAAACACAUGGUCAAAUUUAUCCAGGAUGUUUGUGGCCUCAAAUGGAACUUUAACCAUUCGCAAUAGCCAGCUCUCAGACAAUGGUUUUUAUAAAUGUGUGGCUGAAACUCAACAUGGUGUGGACUCAUUAGCCACAAAAGUAACUCUGACAAGGCCCUCCGGAGGACAUCCUAUAAGGAAAUAUUCCAGUAGACCUCAGCCUGCAGAAGGAGUCUCAACCAAAAUAAAAGCUCCAAUAAAUAAUGAUGUGGAAGCAUCUGGGGACAAUGAAAAUGAAGGGCCUGAAGCAAAAACUUUUGAACAAUUGGAUACCUCUUAUAAAAGGAGAAUUCCAAAUGCUCCUGUACGGGGUGGACACCCAACCAGAAAGGUGUGGAGACGUCCUCCCUUGCCAAGAAGACAAAUAAUCUCUAAGGGAGCUGAAAGGAGUAACCGGACAGAAAUAAGGAGAAGAAUCAAUGUGUCAAAUGGCCAGAUAGAUCCAGAGCAUUGGGCUAACAUUCUGGCAAAAGUCCGCAAUAGUGGUGACAAUGCAAAAACGACUACAACUACAACAAGUUCUGUUUUGACUAGCACAAAUAGAUUACAGCAGGUCGACACUGCUAUCACAAAGCAAUCAGAAUCUCUUAAGAGAAUGGAGGGAUCAAUACCAGAUAGUAGUACAACCAGAGCAACACCACAAGAAGCAUCACACACAGUCACAGCAUCAGAGACAUCGGUGCAAACCACUGCACUCAGCUUAGAUAUAAAACCACUGGAUGCUGAAGAUCAGAUACACAUAACCUACCAAAUCGCUGCACCCGAAGUCAACCAAGAUUCUGACUUGAUUGAUGCUGCAUAUACCACAAUUGGUCCACAGCCUACUGCUCAUUCAGUGAUAGAUGCAGAUAUUGCCAAGUGGGAUGAAGUGAGCACUGUUGAGAGCACAACUCUUUUUCAACAUAACCAAAGCCACACGUUGGGUAGCAAAGAAACUGAAGCAAUUCCCAGGGCUAGAGGUGAUGGGAAUGACAAUGCUGGUGAUAAUGAAGAUAGCAUUUUAAAAAGCCAUGGAAUUGAGGUUUAUCAAGGAAAGUCUGACCACAGUCCAAUAUCCACCACAUCUAUGGUUUUUGAAGAACAAAACCCGAAAAAUUAUUAUGCUACUCGUCUAUCUACUGACAUUGCAAAAACUGCAUUGCAAGAGAAACAUGACAGUUCACAAAUUCCAGUGCUUACCACUAUGGCACCAAGAUCUCAAUCCACUUUAGAAAAUGACAGAGGAACGCAUACUACCUCAAUUAAUCUUAAGCCUCCCUCACAUGCUAGGGUCUCAUCCAAUUCAAAACGUAAGAAUAAUGGCAGACGAAGAAAGCCUAAUAGAAAAAGUACAAAACCAAUACUGUCCCAAUCUGCAUACUUCAUGAAUAUCACACCAAAGCCCACUACUUUAGCCAUUGUUUCUGAGGUCACCAAGAUGACUGCCACAUCUGAGUCGAAAAUAGCAACAUCUACAGGGGUUAUGAGCAUUGGAGCCAAAGUGAAUAGCACUGUUCCACUUACUGACAUCCAGGCAACAUCACUUAGUGAAACAAGUAAUGAAAACAGAUCAGACCCUUUAUUGGACAUCAGAAAUACUAUAUCCCCUGAUACUUCUGUCAGUGAGAAAGUGUCAGAAGCAGAGCAUACACCAUUGCCAUAUGCUAUACCACAUAAUAUAUCCCUAGGCAAUACAGUGUUGUCAGUGUCUUCAUCAACAUCCUUAGGUUUUAUAGGACAAUCAAACAUACACAGAGAAACAGUUUCUACUCUACCUCCUCUAAUUCAGAACACUCCAUCUACUGACCAUGAGACAGUUAUAAGCCUCCAUCCCCUGAUGGGAAUACAUUUUGAAGAGGCAGAAAGUGAAAGCACUACAGGACAUCCCAGCUCAGGGAUAAAAUAUGACACAUCCUCUGAGAGUCCUCAAACACAAUCAGAAGCAAUACCAGGUGCAAGUCUAGACAAAGCAGAAAAUCAGUAUAAGUCUAGUGAAAAUAAAUUUGUGACUCCAUCCAAGGAGCUUGUGAAGGCGUUCUCACUUAAACCUUUCCCCUCAUCUGCUGUGAGAACCCAGCAUGAAAUCAUUGCAAGCCAUGACUCAGAAAUCCCUAGCGGUUCAACAAAAGCAAACAUCUAUGAGGGGGCUCCUGAGAAUUCUCAGGUUACAACAGAGAGGUUCAUAACAUCCCAAAAUGCUCAACAAUCUGGUAUGGCCACUACAACAAAACUAAACAGUGCUUCACCUAAUGGAAAACAAGAAACAGUCUCAGGUAGGAAGGCUGAAAUUGCAGAAGAAAAUACUGUACCUCUGAUGGAAGAUCAUAACCCUGUCACCACCCUGAAAACAACAACAGCAAUUACUGCUAAUACUCCAACAACAACACCACCACCAAAAACAUUAUCAGUAACAACACUGCCUCCAACAACUCCAAAGAGAUGUAGACCCUCUGUAAGCCACCCACAUACAUCUUUCCAGAAUAUACCUUCCAUUUGGGGCAGGUCAGGUAUACCUGACAGUCCAAAUCAUAUUCCUGACAGACACAGAGAAAGAAUUGUAAACCCAGAGCAGAGUAUCAGGUCACCUAAUAGAAACAGGCCAACUGAAUUUCAUUCAACAAGUCUAUCAGAACAUAUUAAAACAGAUAGCACUGACACUGAAUUAAGCACCAAAAAGCCAAAACCACAAACUACACUUAAAGUUCCCACAACUACCCCAGAAGUCCUAGUUCCUCCUCCAAGACAAACCCUUCCUGUGAAGCCAAAUGGUAGUUCUUCCUUUAUCCACCAUCCUACAUCCACCUACAGUGUCGAUCAUUCUCAGCAAAAGCCAGUUAUCCCAGCCAGAAGAGGACGGCCUAAGAUUAUCAACACCAAUAUUAGCACAGUGACAGUACAGGCUGAAUCUGAUGCCUAUCUACCCUGUGUGGCUGUAGGAGAGCCUAGACCCUUCCUCUCCUGGACUAAGAUCUCAACAGGAGCCAGCAUUACUCAGAACACAAAGAUUCAGCGAUUUGAAGUCCACCCUAAUGGCACCCUCACAAUCCGCAAUAUCCUUCCAUUAGACCAAGGCCAGUACCUCUGCAGUGUCCAGAACCAGUAUGGACAAGACAAAUUGGUGGUCACUUUGAUAGUCUUAGCUGAACACCCCAGGGUGUUUCAGCCACGCUAUCAAGACAUAACCAAAACCCUGGGAGAUACUAUUGAUUUGGAGUGUCGUUCCCAAGGAAACCCUCAUCCUCGCACUACAUGGGUGCUCCCUAAUAGGGCAAUAGUACAUAUGGAAGCUCCCUCACUUGGUACACAUGAACAUCGAAUUUCAAUUUUAGCCAAUGGCACACUCCGGAUUAAAUCUGCUACAUACACAGAUCGUGGGGUUUAUAAGUGCAUUGCUAGCAAUGCAGCUGGUGCAGACACUAUAUCUGUUCGUCUUACAGUUGCUGCUUUACCUCCAGUGAUCCAGCAACUGAAGAAUGAGAAUAUUACACUCCCAGAAGGCAGCACUGUCUACCUGAACUGCAGUGCCAAAGGUGCUCCUCCUCCUGCGAUAAGCUGGUCUAUGCCAAAUGGUGUGCAGCUUCAUUCUUCAGAAUUUGUUAGUGGCCUCAACCUCUUUGUUUUCAACAAUGGGACCCUGUACAUUCGUGGGUUGAGUCCGGCAAAUGCAGGGAAAUAUGAAUGCACGGCUACUAAUACAGUUGGGAUUUCAUCCAGAGCUGUUAGUUUGACAGUGAAAAAAUCUAUUGCAUCAGCCAGAGCCAGGAUUACUUCCUCAUCUCCACAGAAAACAGAUGUCAUCUAUGGGGGAAAGCUGCAACUGGACUGUGUUGCAGCGGGAGAUCCAGAGCCGAGGGUCAUCUGGAGGACUCCAUCCAAAAAGCUUGUGGAUGCUCAUUAUAGUUACGAUCCACGAAUCAAGGUGUUUGCCAAUGGGUCACUGUCUAUCCACUCUGUAACAGAGAAAGAUGAAGGUGACUAUCUUUGUGCUGCACAUAACAAAAUGGGAGAUGAUUAUGCACCCCUUAAGGUCAGUAUCUUGACAAAGCCAGCCAAGAUUGAGCAGAAGACACAGAUCAACCAGAAGGUGAUGUACGGGGGUGACCUGAAAGUCGACUGUGUUGCAUCAGGUCUACCAAACCCACAGAUCCAGUGGGCUCUGCCUGAUGGCACUAUGGUCAACAGCAUUAUGAAAUCUGACAGGAGCAGUGGUGGUCCAAGUAGUAGAUAUGUGGUUUUUGACAAUGGCACCUUAUUCUUUAAUGAUGUGGGGAUGCACGAGGAAGGUGAUUACACAUGUUAUGCUGAGAACCAGAUUGGCAAAGAUGAGAUGAAAGUACAUGUCAAGGUGGUGGCAGAUGUACCUGUGAUCAGAAACAAGACCUUUGAGGUAAUCAGGGUCAUGUAUGGAGAUUCAGCCUCACUGAAGUGUACUGCCAAAGGAGAGCCUAACCCUCAUAUACUGUGGUUCUCUCCAACAAAUAGAGUGAUUCCUUCUGCCUCAGACAAGUACUUGAUCCAUAAUGAUGGGACACUGGUCAUUCAGAAAGUGCAGCGCUUUGAUGGCGGGAACUACACAUGUCUAGCCAGGAACAGUGCAGGGCAAGAUCGUAAAGUGGCCAGGCUGGAAAUCCUGGUAUCACCUCCUGCUAUCAAUGGGCUAAGAGGCUCCACAAACUCUUUGAAAGUGUCUGCAAUGAAGAAUCAAAGAAAGCUGAUCCACUGUGAGGCUUCUGGUACUCCUGUUCCUCAUGUGCUAUGGGUUUUCCCAGAGAAUGUUAUUCUGCCAGCACCAUACUAUGGAACCCGGAUGACAGUCCAUCGAAAUGGCACACUUGAUAUUCAUUCAUUAAGGGUAACCGACACAGCUAAAUUAACCUGCAUUGCUCGUAACGAAGGUGGGGAAGCAAGGCUCAUGGUACAACUUGAUGUGAUGGACAUUAUAGAGAAACCAAGACUCAAGAGUCCUAAAACGGAAUCUUUCACUCUAACUGUUGGCAGGACAAUGAUGCUAAAUUGUUCUGUUGAAGGUUCCCCAGCACCACAAUUGACCUGGGUUCUUCCUAGUGGUUCUCCACUAAUGAGUGGCUCCCAAUUUAACAAGUUCUACCACAGGUCUGAUGGGACUUUGGUAAUUACUAACCCGGCUGUGUCAGAGGCGGGAACGUAUCGAUGCUUGGGGCGCAAUGCUGGUGGACUGGUUGAGAGGACUGUAGUGCUGACUCCAGGGCGGAAGCCAGAGAUUAAUAACAGAUACAACUCACCUGUUAGUGUGAUAAAUGGUGAAAGCCUACAGUUGCACUGUCUGUCUACUAGUGACCCUGUCCGUCUUACAUGGACUUUGCCAAGUGGGGUUGUUCUAAACCGACCUCAACGGGCAGGUCGCUAUGCUGUUCUACCAAAUGGUACUCUUUCCAUCCAGCAGGCUUCUGUGUACGACAGGGGCUCUUACACGUGCCGUGCCGCAAACGAAUAUGGAAGCUCCUUGCUAACAAUCCCAGUGGCUAUAAUUGCGUACUCACCACGAAUCUCCAGUGGCCCACCUCCUACCACCUAUGCCAGAAGAGGAGUUGCUGUUCAACUGAAUUGUGUAGCUACUGGUAUCCCCAAGGCAGAAGUGGCAUGGGAGACUCCAGACAGAACAAGGUUAAUUGUCAGUACUCAGCCACGCCUGUUUGGAAACAAGUAUAUACACCCUCAGGGCUUCCUUAUAAUCCAGAACCCCACGCCAAGAGACACAGGUUUCUACAGAUGUACAGCUAGAAAUGUGAUUGGGGUUGACUCAAAGGGUACAUACCUUCAUGUGUACUGAAAAGCAGUAAAUUCAAAACAUGCCCAAAGAUCUGCGAGGUUCAGCUAAUCCACAGCUUUAUUUCUAGCUAUUUUUCAAUGUGAACAUGACUUGUUAUCAUUCUAGGACAUGUUCUACUGUGUUUCUGGAAUCUUUAUCAUCACUUUGCCAGUCAGUUUUUCUAUUACAUCAGUUAUUGCAAACAUCUAGGAAGGUGUGCUACUUAUCCAAUUCAUACCUAAUACCUAGUAACUACUAAUCUGACAAUUCAGUGUAAUUUUUUUAAUGUAAAUACUACAACCUGCUUUUUUUAACUGUUGCAGCCAGGGACAAUUUAUGUCAAACUGUAUAUAUGAGGCCUAUAUUUUUUUUAUUUAAUCUUGAAAAAUAAUCUGAGGAUAUCACUGACAUCUUCAAUAUGGAAAUAUGAAUCAUUCAGGGAUAUUAAACCAGACAGCUACAUUAACUAAUGUUUUUAAUUCAAAAUGGGAGAAGGAAAACUGUUUAAAGUAAUUUUUAUUGCUUUUGAACACAUUAACCUUUCCUGUUCCGGUACACUCAAACCUAUAAAGGUAUAGUUUUUCUUGGCAAUUUUUUUUUACAUAUUUGCUGUAGGACAUUGUUGACAUUGGACUGACUGGGAGAAAUGUUCAAACCCAACCCUGGAAAGCACUAUGCGCUGAGUUAACUAAAACAGCUAACUUUUCAUGUAGACUUGGUUACAGUUAAUGGCUUAGAUGUGUAUACAAACAGAACAUGACAAAAAUGAGGACGUUGUUGAGAACUUUCCUCACUUAUAGCAUUAUAUGUAAGAAUGUUCUAUAGCGUUUCCUAUUCAGUUUAUAAACAGAACCCCUUUCAGAAGUGAACAUUGUCUAAACGUGUAUUCUACAUACCAGUUGUGUAGGAUUUUGUACGUAUACUGACUGCAUCUCUGUAGAACUGACCAAAAAAGGCACAUGUUUGUUUUCCAUGACGUUGCUUUAACUUAUUUGUCUUUUAAAGACUUGUAUUGAGAUUUAAUUUUAUUUUGGAUAUCUUUAAUAAAGACCUUUUUACACAA